Messenger RNA from Jaculus jaculus (lesser Egyptian jerboa), 1515 nucleotides. RefSeq names its product RAB21, member RAS oncogene family (gene Rab21). The coding region runs from base 1 to 666 and encodes 221 amino acids. The transcript is spliced from 7 exons. Lineage: Eukaryota; Metazoa; Chordata; Mammalia; Rodentia; Dipodidae. Gene Ontology annotation, biological process: Rab protein signal transduction. Gene Ontology annotation, molecular function: GTP binding; GTPase activity. The record is from RefSeq and is a predicted model, not a curated record.
AUGGCUGCGGCCGGCGGCGGGGCGGCGGCGGGCCGAGCCUACUCGUUCAAGGUGGUGCUGCUCGGGGAAGGCUGCGUGGGCAAGACGUCGCUGGUGCUGCGCUACUGCGAGAACAAGUUCAACGACAAGCACAUCACCACGCUGCAGGCAUCUUUCUUAACAAAGAAGUUAAAUAUUGGUGGGAAAAGAGUAAAUCUUGCCAUAUGGGACACAGCAGGUCAAGAGAGAUUCCAUGCAUUGGGACCCAUUUAUUACAGAGAUUCAAAUGGAGCUAUUUUAGUUUAUGACAUAACAGAUGAAGAUUCUUUUCAGAAGGUUAAAAACUGGGUCAAGGAAUUACGGAAAAUGUUGGGAAAUGAAAUCUGUUUAUGUAUAGUUGGGAAUAAAAUAGACUUGGAGAAGGAAAGACAUGUUUCCAUUCAAGAAGCAGAAUCGUAUGCAGAAUCUGUGGGAGCAAAACAUUACCAUACUUCAGCUAAACAGAACAAAGGAAUUGAGGAGCUCUUUCUUGACCUUUGCAAAAGAAUGAUAGAAACAGCACAGGUGGACGAGAGAGCAAAAGGUAAUGGCUGCAGUCAACCCGGUGCUGCACGGAGAGGAGUCCAGAUUAUUGAUGAUGAGCCCCAAGCCCAGGCUGGCAGUGGAGGGUGCUGUUCCUCUGGAUAACUGUUUACACAGAAGAAAUGCAGAACAAACAGAACUGUGGAUCAUUGCCCUCCACAUGAAGACUGCCAUAUUCCAAGUCACAUCAUUUUACCAAUGGAGUUAGAGAAUUAACAGUAUUUUAAAUUACAUUUAUAACACUGCAGAGACCUUAAGUGCUAAACUUAGUGGAGUUUGUGACCAGAGAAUUGGCAUUUUCUACAGAUGCUAACAAAGCAAUUACCAAUGGCCUUUUUACAUAUUUUUUUCUUUAAUGAGGAAUAAUAUGCAUGUAGAAAAGACCUACCUAAAGGCUUCAUUUAUAUUCUUUUAAAAUCAAAUCUUUAUUUAAUAACUUAUAUAUGUUGUUGGAAUGGUAUACAUUUUUGCAGCCCUUUGUAUUUUGUGGUAGUUUGAAUUGUAUCACUUCUAAAAAGCAUACUGUCUUUGUUUUUGAUUAGCAGAUACCUGAAGUUCUAUUUUUGCAGGGUUUGCACAGGCCCCUAACUGUCUACUACUUUGAUAUAAUCUCUAUACAUUCUGUAUGCUGAGCUGGUAAAAUACAUUGUAAAUUACAUAUUAAAUAUUUUAUCUGCUUUUACAAGCGCAAGGUGCAAACAUCUAUACAGUUGUGUUAUUGGUGACUGUAAAAUGAACUAACCAUUGGUAAUAAUGCCUAAGCUUCCUGACCAUUACACCCAACAUCACUCUCCUUCACUUUGUCUUAACUUGAAAGUGGCCUGUUUCAAUUUUCUCACACACAUGACUUGAAUUAUUGCUGUUGUCCCCUUUUUUUCCCCCUCUCCUCUAUAAGUCAUCUGAUGGAAUAGCAGCAUUUGCCUCCUUUUUUAUUAAAAAGAUGACUUCUGCUGA